This is a messenger RNA of Eucalyptus grandis, 1791 nucleotides long. RefSeq lists its product as uncharacterized. Gene Ontology annotation, molecular function: rRNA (uridine-N3-)-methyltransferase activity. Lineage: Eukaryota; Viridiplantae; Streptophyta; Magnoliopsida; Myrtales; Myrtaceae. Bases 128 to 1036 code for a protein of 302 amino acids. Gene Ontology annotation, biological process: rRNA base methylation. The record is from RefSeq and is a predicted model, not a curated record. The transcript has 3 exons. Gene Ontology annotation, cellular component: cytoplasm.
GGGAGAGCAAAAAGACCAAAAAAGAAACGCUUUUACGUCGGUCGUGAAUAUUUUCUCCCUGCGUACAGAAGAAGCCCGUGUCCAGUGGAAAAGCGCACACUGCGAGGGCGCCGGGAGUUUACACACGAUGGUGGAGGAGAGCGAAAGGACACGACUUGGAAGAGAGGGUUGGAGGCAGAAAUGGCUGAAACACUAUUCACCGCAUCAUCAGAUACUGCUGGUGGGUGAAGGAGACUUCUCUUUCUCGUCCAGUUUGGCCUCGGCUUUCGGCUCCGCCUCCAAUGUCACCGCCACUUCCCGUGAUCUUUUUGAUGCCUUGAUCAGGAAGUAUAAGAAAGCAAAAUCAAAUCUUUGGAAGUUAGAGAAGCUGGGAGCUUCCCUGUUGUAUGAGGUGGAUGCCACCAAAAUGAAACAUGUUGCAGAUUUGAGUAUGCGGAAGUUUGAUCGAAUCAUCUUCAACUUCCCUCAUGCGGGGUUCCAUGGAAAGGAAGACAACGUGCAGUUGAUCAAAAUGCAUAGGAUGCUUAUGAAUGGCUUCUUUCGCAACGCGAGCCAAAUGCUUCGUGCUGAUGGGGAAGUACACGUAAGCCACAAGACCGAUGCUCCAUAUUGCCAUUGGAAUCUGGAGGAACUUGCAUCUUCGAAUAAUCUGGGAUUGAUCGAUCAGACAGCUUUUGAAAGCAAGAAUUAUCCAGGAUAUCACCACAAGCGCGGAAAUGGUGGGAGAUGUGAUGAACUCUUUCCUCUGGGGCCUUGCAGUACCUUCAAGUUCAGGCUCUACCCUGGAGCUAGGAAAGUGUUGAGAGAGUUGAGGACGCACAACAGUGUAAUUCAUGGAGAAUAUCGGCAAAUUAAUGUAAGUCCAGUUCAGAUGCCUGUAGAGUUCCCACCAAUUUAUGAGAGAUCAGUUCAGGUGCAUGGUGGAUCUGAGCGAAUUUAUGAGAACUUGGUCCAGACACAGGAGCUGUCGCUGCCACUCUCAUCUGGUCCCUUUCUGUCAAUGACCCAUGUCCUUUACCCAGGAAUAGACAUAUAGAGUUGGAAAUGAAUCCCAGGAACAAAUAUGGAGGGAUUAGUGCUUAUCACCGAAACAUCAUGGAGGAGAUACCACAAAGAACAUGUUAUGAUAAUGUGGGGUUUCCCUUCGUCCCUCUGCCUGGUCUUGCCUCUGAACAACAUUAUGCAGAUGCAGAAAGAACAUCUGUUGGUGACCUGCAAUGGCGGGAGAACUUGAGGAGGCUCAUACAUUCUUUUGGAAAGCAGUGAAUGGAUGGCACUUCCCUUCUGAAUGCAGGCUACGCAGAAGAAUCUCGACGCUGGCAAGGGGUAGAAUAUUUUGGAAUCUGUUUUCAUACGGAGGUUAUGCAGAUGUAUCUCAGUGCUGGUAAAUGGUAGAAUCCUUUGAACUCUGUUUUUGUAUGGGCUUGAAAGUUCCGAAUUUCUUAUGAUGCCUCCAAGUUCGCAUGUUUAAGCUGAGGUCAAGGCCUGGACAGAUUUCUGUGUUUAAAUAAUUAUCAGAGCAAUUUCAAGCCCUGUUCUCCAACUAGAGCAAAGAAUGUCCAUGGGUGUUAAACUGCCCCCUUUUUUUUAAGGUUUGGGACAAAUGGGUGACUUUGAACUCCGGUAUCUUGACUUUUGCGAACCAAUCUUUAUUUUACUAUGAUUGGCCUUUCUUUUGAUUUAUCCUACUUCUGAACAGGCUACUUUUGUAUGUCAAAAGGUUAAGGAUUCAACAUUUUAAUCCAGGGUGUUUGAUGCCACUUCAAAGUUAAGCUAACUAAUUUUACGGUA